Messenger RNA from Drosophila pseudoobscura, 5027 nucleotides. RefSeq names its product PGC-1 family member spargel (gene srl). Lineage: Eukaryota; Metazoa; Arthropoda; Insecta; Diptera; Drosophilidae. Gene Ontology annotation, molecular function: RNA binding; transcription factor binding. Gene Ontology annotation, cellular component: nucleus. The record is from RefSeq and is a predicted model, not a curated record. Bases 447 to 3947 code for a protein of 1166 amino acids. Gene Ontology annotation, biological process: positive regulation of transcription by RNA polymerase II. The transcript is spliced from 7 exons.
CAUAAGGUCAGUCACUCAGUCACACUGAGGGGCCCGCGAACUAACAGAAUAACAUUGCCGCGCAGCCAGGUUCAGGUCCACGUGAACAUAUUUUGAGCAAUGUGAUUCAUAAACUUAUCAGAUAAACCGAGCGUGAAUUGAAUUAUAGUGGCGUUCGAAUACUAUAAUCUGUGAAUUUGAAUGAAAGUGACAGUGAGACAUAGCUGGAAAUCGUUGCCGACGCUUUUUAAACCAAUAACGUAGAUUAAGGGACCUGUGCUUGUGUUGGUGCUGCGGACGCAGCGCUCAACAUGUGAGGUUAAAGCAGACAGACAAACAGACGGCGGCAACAAGCUAUAAAAAACAACAAUUUAUACACCGUAGACAUAGGAUUAGGAUUCAAGAUCAACUGUGAAUAGGUGCCGUGCGCAGGCUGAAAUAUCCCAAAGGAAUCCCCUUGACACGAAAUGGACUCCCGAUUGCUGAAUGUUUUUCAUGAGGAUCCCUUCGACGGAAACUUUGCAAAAUAUGAGACCGAGCCGAGCUUCUGGUCUCCCAACGACGACCUGCAGCUGACGGAUACACUGAACGGAAUACUGCCCAUUGCGCCCACAGACGCCCAUUCCCUGCUGGGCCACGACGGCGUCGAGGAUGUGGAGUUGCAGAGCAGCAAGAACCUGCUGAUCUACAGCGAUUUCGUGGAGCAGCAGCUGAACGACCAGGAGGCUAACGCACUCAAUGCCCAGGUCUAUCAGGCCUUCGCCGACAGCGAGGUCGAAGUGGCCUACGAGCAGCACGAGCGUCAUUUGAGCGCCGUAGGCCAAUAUGGUGAUCUAGCCGUUGCAGGUCUUGGAGGAAGUCACAUAGAGGAGGAUGAGGAGGAAGGGGAGGAUGUGCAGAGUCAAUGCAGCAACUCUACGUUCCGCACGCGCACAGAUAGCUCCUCAAUUGGCGACUACGAGUCGCACUCGAGCGACUACGACGACGAUGACGAGGAACCAGUACCGGAACCGGAACUGGAACAAGAACGGAAACACAAUACGAGUCUGCUCAGAGGCAAUGUCGAUGCAUUGAAUGAGUGCAGCGAUCGCAAGAGUCGAACGCUGAGCACCAACACCAUAGUCUCGGAGGCGGAUGCCUUGGGGCUGAACAUUGACGUUAAUAACUUUGAUCUGGCUGAUUUUAUCACUAAAGACGACUUUUCGGAGAACUUAAGCGCGUGCCGCUUGGCAGAGUCGAAGCGGAUCCAAGAAACAGCUCCACUUACUCACUCCAAAGUGUCAUUAGAGCCACUAUCAACUCCAUCAGCUAGUGCUGGUGCUGCCACUGCUUCUGUUGUGCAAAAAUCUACAGCUGUACCCACGAAGCUGCGCGACUCUGACGACGACUCAGACUCGAUCAUCGAUGUGGAAACUGUCGAUGUGGUGGACGUGGAUGAGACCUUGUGGGUCAAGGGCCAGCUGGCGCAAGCGGAGGCAGCUUCUCCCGAGGAUCUGUGCUAUGUGGACAAUGUGAAGGCCGAUCCAUCCUGGUCUCCGAAAGGGUCUGCGAAGAAGCAACUGUCUCUUGCUAAAGAGCCCAAGCUGGCGCCGAUGGAAAACCUGGAAAUCCAGGCUCGUGGAGCCACCGGCUCAGCCAAGCCGAAGGCCACAAACAACAUUUGCCUGGUGCCCAACAAGAAGCAGUGCGACUUCCUCAAGCGAAAGGUGGCGGGAGGUGCCGCGUCCAAGUCGAAUAAAGCGGCCUCGAAGAAAACUCAAGAGGGUAAGAAAUCUGCAAUCGGCAGCAAGCAGCAGCGGCCUUCCGCCAGCACUGGCUUGGGCCUGGGAGGGAAGAAUCUGGCUCUUCUCAAGCAUGCUCGGGAAGCGGCAGCAGCAAGCGUGCCGCCAUUACCAGCAACGGCAACAGCAACACCAACAGCAACACCAACAGCAACACCAACAGCAACACCAACAGCAACAGCAACACCAACAGCAACAGCAACAGCAACACCAACAGCAACAGCAACAGGUACUGUGGCAUCGACACAGGCGCCCAAACGAAAACUUAAUCUGGAGGAGUACAAGCAGCGUCGCGGUGCCGGCGGCACUGCCGUCGCCAAGACCGGCACGAAGGUCAAGCCCUCGCCUCCCAAACAGCCCAAGUUGGAGCAACAAAGGCAGCCUCCAACUGGCGCAGUGGGUGCUCUGGGCGCGCUGAAACCAAUGCCAGUUACAACGCCUUCGAACCAGCAACAACAGAAGACCGUGGCUAUAGCCCAGAUCGUCAACAGUCUCAAGUGCCCACCCAUUAAAGGGGGGCCAACAGCAGCAGCCCUGCCUAUGGAUCCCAUUACUGUGGCCAAGAACAAGGUGCUGCGCAUGCUGGAGAUGAAGCGGGCCCAGCAACUGAAGAUCAUCGAUUCGCGCGUGUCGGCAAAGGUGCCGCGCGUAACGAAGCUGCCGCCGCUCAAAGACAUUGUGAAGGACACGUACCGCGUCGAAUUGGAGGAGGACAACAACAGCGAGGCUCCAGCAGCAACAGCAACAGCGACGACGGCCAGAAUGAACACACUCCGCCCCGACUUGGACGCACUGAUUAUUGUUUCGGCCAGCUGUAACACGGACAUAACGAUACCACCGAACCAGCUGAGCAAGGCCUCGCCUCGCUCGCUACUUAAGUCCUCGGUCCUCCUGUACAACAUGUCCAACGGCAAGGACGCGAAGAAGAACAUGAGCAACUCCCUCAUAGCCAGCAUACAGAGCGAGGUGGUGCGACAGACCAGCAGCACGGCCAUGGCCACGUUGCUGCCGAAGAGCAAUGCUGGCGGGGGCAAGGGAGCCAAGCACCCGAGUGGGACUGAGACGAACGUGCCGCAUGGCGAGGAUAUGGUGAUCAUGCACUUGCCGAAGAACCGCGAGCGCAAAACUCUUGUCAACAUUUCUACCCAAACGGAUCUGCAACCCGAAUUUCCCCUCCUGGUGCUGCCCGCCACCACGCGGCAGUCACGCGAGCGCUCUAGGCGCAAAUACCGCAAACGGCGAGUCCCAGGCUCGGAUGAAUCUAGUUCCUCGAGAGGUUCCUCUUCGGAUAGCAGCAGCCUGGCUUCGUACAGAUCCCGGUCACGUUCCCGCUCCCGCUCCCACUCAAUAGAGCGGCUGCGUAGCUUGGAUGCAACGGCCACGUGCGGAGGCAGCAGUAUUGGCAACGGGGGCUAUUCCUCGCGCAGCACCCACCGCCACCGCAGCUCGGUUAGUUCCUCAUCGUACUCGGAGGCGGGCAAAUAUGAGCGCCGACAGCGUCGCACCAGCUACAACAAGCGACGCUCGAAAAACCAGCAGCCAAACCGGGCCGGCUACUCCAGCUCGGGCUCCGAAAUCAGCGAUCGGGAGCGUAGUCGUAGUCGCAGUCCGCAGCGCCCCUUGCGCCGUUCUCGUUCGCGCUCACAAUCUGAGGCGCGCUUCGAAAACAACAACAACAAUAGACGUGGAUUUGUGGAUCGGAACGUAUCACAGCCGGCGGUGGAGGAGCGCCGCAUUGUGUAUGUGGGUCGCAUUGAGCAGGAGACCACCAAAGAGCUGCUGCGCCGAAAGUUUCUGGCCUAUGGCAACAUUAAGCAGAUAACAAUACACUACAAGGAGAACGGCAUGAAGUACGGCUUUGUGACGUAUGAGCGAGCGCAGGACGCAUUCACGGCCAUCGACACAAGCCCAAAGGAUCCACAGAUCAAUAUGUAUGAUAUUAGCUUCGGCGGAAGACGCGCCUUCUGCCGUGCCUCGUAUGCCGAUUUAGACAAUGCUGGCAUCAACAACUACCACUCAUAUGUGUUUCCCAAGGAAGCACCGGCCCCAAAGCCGCAGGAGGACUCCUUUGAAGCUUUGUUGCUGAAGGUAAAGGCAAAGCUGAAUGCUUGCAAGCCAGAAACACCAGCAACUGGACCCGCAACUGCACCAGCAGCUGCACCGGCGCCAGAUCACAGUCAGAUUUGACAUCUUUGCUCCAACAGACAGUUUUUCGUAUUUUUACUUUACUUUUUACGUUUGUUUAGCCUGGAAGGUGAGCAUCCCUUCCUAUCCUUACCUAUCUAUAUGCCACACGGCAUGGCAUGUGUCCGUAGACCAAUCCCCAAAGUUUCCAACUCUGACCUGAACGCCUGAUUAUAAUUUCUAAUCAUUUCGAUAUCUACACUAGUUGACAGCAGAGCUAUGCGUUGCAAGCAACGAGACUAUUACACUAUACAUAUAUGCUAGGAUAAUUCUGGAGGGCGAGAGUGGAAACUACUACAACUACAAAUGAGACAAGAAAUUUGAACGAAAAUGGAAUUGUGAUAGCCGCACGUAAGGUGCACACAAAGUCAUUUAUUGCGGAUAAGUUAGCAAGAAAUCCAGAGAAGAAACAGACUCCACAGACUCAGAACAGCCUUGUAACAAUCCAUCAUCUAUCCACCCCCAUACAACCAUACACCCCUGAAACUGAACUAAAGUAUAAACGUCUGAACGAGCGAGAGGUGACACCAGGUCGCAGAAAUAGCGAGAGGAACACGCUACACAGCCGUUCGCUGAAUAGAAUAUAAUAUAUGUACAGCGAUCAUGCAUAUAUCUAUAGUUGAGAGAGCAAGGAGCGCGCAUGCUACAUGCGUCGGCCACGAAUUAAACUGUUGAUAACUAAACUUUGAUAUUAGUUUGUAAAGAGAAUAUUUUGUAUGUACGUUUAAUUUACUCGAUGUCCUUUGAAUAACCACAAACAACCACACAAUACAGAACACACAAACACCGCCAAACGUAAACUCUGCAAGCACACAAUCCACAGAAGCAAGACCGAAAUUAAAACGUAAAUCGUUUAAGCAAACAAAUCUAAUCCAAGGAAGGAAAUUAUUUCAUUUUUCAUAACGAAAUUACAAAACCAUGAAACCCAAACUGUGGCACACAUACAGUGUAGCCCAAGAGACAAAAAUCGUAAUGGUACGAGUAAUUAAUUAGCCACCACAAAUUGUUCUUUAAGUUCUUUUGUACAAUUAUCCUUUUUAUAGAUUAAUAAAUGCUUGUUAGAUCCAGCAAAAUGAAUUGAAA